Electrophorus electricus (electric eel) is the source of this 2026-nucleotide messenger RNA. RefSeq names its product interferon-related developmental regulator 2 (gene ifrd2). Lineage: Eukaryota; Metazoa; Chordata; Actinopteri; Gymnotiformes; Gymnotidae. The record is from RefSeq and is a predicted model, not a curated record.
AAAGCGGUUACUGAGGAGAAAAUGGUGGAAUCUGCAGUUACAACGUGCACAAUACUCCGUCCAAAACACUUCGAAAAAUAUCUACCAUCUCAACCUGGCAUUAGAUAUCGUUUACCUGGAGACAAGCACAGAUAAUACACCCUAAAAAGAAUCACCAAAUCCUGCAUUCUUUGGCGUGGGAGAGAUUAAUGGUGCCAAAACGUGGUGCUGAAGUCGAGACAGUAGCGAGAUUUAACGUGGGGUAGUUAGCGUUAUCUUAGCUAUGCUAGAUGAUAGAUAGCCAUCUGUUCUUUCACAAAUUUUGGACGACUUUUUUAGGUUUUAGGAUUGACAACUUGUUGACUGUCGGGCGAAGGUUGUUUUUAAUCUAACUAGCCUUGCAGAGAGCUAGUGGAAGCCCCAUAAAAAGUGUCUUGCUGUAACCUGCCUUAGCUUUUCUGGGAUCCGCUGACAGACGGCAAUGCCACGGUGCAAAAAAGGGAAACGUGAACGAGGUGGCAGUUCGACCAAGGGCUCUCUUCGACAGGAAGUUCUUCAGUUGCAGCUGUCAGCCAAGACUGCACUAUCACGUCCAGGAAAGAAUGGAGGCAGAGGGGAGUCUGGAGCGAGUGAUGAUGAUUUGGCAUCUGAUGUGCUCAGUCACUGUAGCAGUGCCAGUGAGAGUGCCUCAGUUCUGGAUGAAGGAACAGGUGAGUUAGUAGAUGAACAGACUGCUCAGGAGGAGACAGAGGACAAACUUAAACAGUGUAUUGACAACCUGAUGGACAAGAGUGUUAAGACGCGCCUCGCCGCACUGGAAAGCUUGCGCUCGGCCUUCUCCUCCAGAGUGCUGUAUGACUUCCUGCUGGAGAGACGCCUCACCAUCACUGACUGCCUGGAGCGGAGCCUGAAGAAAGGUGGGGGGGAGGAACAGGCUGCAGCAGCUACCCUGUGCGCACUCCUGUGUGUACAGCUGGGAGGUGGAACCGAAGGGGAGGAGGGCUUCAAUACGCUCCGCCCCAUCCUUAGCUACAUCUUGACUGACAGCUGUGCCAAUAUGUUAGCACGUCAGAGUUGUGCUCGAGCACUGGGAAUGUGCUGUUAUGUAUCUGCAUCAGAUGAUGCUGAAGACUUGUUGAAGUGUAUGGGACAUUUGGAGAGUGUGUUUGUAGGUGCGUAUCCGCUGGCUGACGGUAACUUGCCCUCUGUUAAAGCUGGAACUCCUGCGCUCCACAGCGCCGCCCUACAGGCCUGGGCUCUGCUCUGCACCCUUUGCCCCGCUUCUCGCAUCAACAGCAUAGUCAGCUAUCACUUGCCCAGGCUUCAGGCCUGUUUGGAGAGCAGUGAGGUGAACUUCAGGAUUGCAGUGGGAGAGACCAUUGCUCUUCUCUACGAACUUGGACGAGACAUUGACCAAGAAUUUGAAUGUGAGGACUGUGAUGCACUCUGCGAGAGUCUGAAGAGCUUGGCGACAGACGGCAACAAACACCGGGCCAAAAACGACCGCAGGAAACAGCGCUCCAUCUUCCGUGAGGUGCUGCAUUAUAUCGAGAAUGAGGAUUUCUCAGAAGAGAAGAUCCGUUUUGGGGUUGAGGUGAUCUAUAUUGAUGGGUGGAUGCGCCGGCGGAUUUACUAUGCCUUCAAGGAGGUGCUGGAGUCUGGAGUCAGCCACCACCUACAGUUUAAUCCGCUGCUGAGAGAUAUUUUUGGACUCGGCGCACCUCUCAUCCUAGACUCUUCUGUUAAAGCCAACAAGAUCUCCCGCACAGAGAGGCAUCUUUACAAUUCUGCUGCCUUCAAAGCUCGGACAAAACUACGAAACAAAGUGAGAGACAAACGAGCAGAUGUAAUGUGAUGAAGUUCUGGAUUCUGAUGGUGGUGAGGAUGGAGAAAUCCAGAGAGGAACACUACAUCGUCCUAUCAGCUCACUUGAAAAAACAAAACAGCGACUGCCAAACCAGGGACUUGACAAUGCAAAGUGUGUGUGUGUGUGUGUGUGUGUGUGUGUGUGUGUGUGUGUGUGUGUGUGUGUGUGUGUGUGUGUGUG